Chroicocephalus ridibundus (black-headed gull) is the source of this 681-nucleotide messenger RNA. RefSeq names its product centrosome-associated protein CEP250-like. Lineage: Eukaryota; Metazoa; Chordata; Aves; Charadriiformes; Laridae. Bases 121 to 681 code for a protein of 186 amino acids. The record is from RefSeq and is a predicted model, not a curated record. The transcript has 4 exons.
GAGGCGCUGGAGGAAUCGCACCUUGAGAGGGAUGUGCUGAAGGAAGAGAAGCAUGAGCUUAGAGUGGCCCUGGAGAAGCUGGAGCAAGAGAAUGAGGCUCUGUUGUGUAAAGUGGAUGAGAUGGAGAGAGCAAAGAUCUCUGCCCAGGAGAAGCUGAGCUUGUGUGAAAGAACAAAGAGCGAGCUCUGUGCAGAGAAAGGCCACCUGGAGCAGCUGCUGAAGAAAGCAGAGGAGCAACAAGAGGAGCUGCGGGUAGAGCUGGGGGUCCUGGCAGAGGAGAAGGAAGAAGCCCAAGAGAAACUCCUUGAGGUUUCCCGCCAGCAAGAGUCGUCUCGCAGUGGCCUGGAGCAGUUGCGCCAGGAGUCCUCUCGCCAAGGGCACGCGCUGGCCGAGGUGUGCGCAGAGAAGGAGUUGCUGGUGCGGGAGAAGGCUGCCCUGGAGGUGCGACUGGCAGCCCUGGAGCGGGAGAGACGAGGCCUUUCGGAGCAGCUGGCAGAGGCCAGGUCAGGGAAGGAGACCCUGGAAUGCAGCCUGUUGGAGGCUCAGCAGCACUUGUCUGAGCUGGAGAUCAGCAGGAGUCAUCUCGAAACCCAGCUCCACGCGGUGGCGCAGGCCAAGGAGGUGAUCCAAGGUGAGAGCCUCCCGUUUCUGGUGACCCCGUGCCUGGGGAAGGUGGUAUGA